AUGUUUGACUACAGGUGGCACUGUUUUCUGAAGGAAGUACUCAUGUCCCCGUCUAACCAAGUUGGCAAGAUUUUGGAUUUCUUUUAUCGCAUUGAGUUCCAGCAGCGUGGGUCCCCCCAUGUUCAUGCGCUGUUUUGGAUUGAGGGAGCUCCCCAGUUUUAUAAAAACACAGAUUUAGAAGUCGCACAAUUUAUCGAUCAAUAUGUGACAUGUGAGCUACCCUCUGCCGAUGACACAUUAUCGGAAGUUGUGUCAUCGGUUCAACUGCAUUCGAAACGGCAUUCAAAGUCGUGUCGUAAAAAUAACACCAAAUGCCGUUUCAAUUUUCCCAAACCCAUCUCUGCACGCACAUUCAUCUGCAAAAUCCCAGAAUGUGUUUGUCCUAAAAAGGCAACGGGGACAGAGAGUGAGUGCCUUCCAGAAAACCGGCCAAAGUGCACCUGUUUGGAUAAGGACAAGAAGAUGCGAAAGGAGGUUGCGCAGAUGAUUAUGGAGAAAGUCAUGGACGCCAUGGAGAGGGAGGAGCCCUUUGGUAGCGUAGAAGAGUUGUUUGCCAGUGUGGGCAUCAACCAGGACGUCUUUGAGCUCGCGUAUUGGCGGCUGGAGACUAAGAAUAAGGUGGUUUAUAGGCGAGGGGUAAACGACACCUGGGUUAACCAGUACAAUAAGAAGCUAUUGAAGUGUUGGAACGCUAACAUGGACAUUAGCUUUGUCACUGACGCCUACGCAGUCAUCAUCUACAUAAUCAAGUACAUCACAAAAGCAGAGAAUGAAAUUGGUCUGUUAUUGAGCAAUGCCCUUAAAGAAGCCAAUAAGCUAGGAAAUCUCUCUGCUAAAGAGGCUUUAAAGAAACUGGGCAGUGUAUAUUUACACAACAGAGAUGUCUGCGCUCAGGAGGCAGUAUAUAGGCUAAUGAGCAUGCAUUUGAAAGAAUGUUCCAGGAAGGUGGUGUUUAUUCCAACAGGGAAUAACAUUGUGCGGAUGAGCUUACCCCUCAGCGUGUUGUUGCAAAGGGCUUCCUCAGAGGGUCUCAGGUCCGAAAACAUGUGGAUGAUGAGUGUUGUCGAGAGGUACCAGAACAGGCCCGACGGUGUCGUAUUUGCCGAUAUGUGCAUAGCCACGUUUUGUUCGGAGUAUCGUGUUCUCAGCCAGAAUGAAGACUCUGACAAAAAAAUUGCACUUCAAGGGGGUUUAGGGUUCAUCUUGCGGAGAACACGAACUCAGUUUGCCGUCGUCCGCUACAUGCGCUUUAAAUUAGACAAACAGGAGGAAGCCCACUUUCAGAGUUUGCUGCAGUUGUUCCUUCCUUAUAGAACUGAUUGUGAACUCAAGCCGGAAGGCUUUGACUUCUACAAACAGUUCCACGACGAAGGUAAUGUGACGUUGGCUGGCGGGACCGCACGGCCGGUGCGAGACGUCGUCGAUGACAACAGGGCAAAGUUUGAAGUGGACUGA
This is a messenger RNA of Entelurus aequoreus (snake pipefish), 1455 nucleotides long. RefSeq lists its product as uncharacterized. The record is from RefSeq and is a predicted model, not a curated record. Lineage: Eukaryota; Metazoa; Chordata; Actinopteri; Syngnathiformes; Syngnathidae. The coding region runs from base 1 to 1455 and encodes 484 amino acids. The transcript has a single exon.